Molecule: messenger RNA, 2353 nt
Organism: Megalops cyprinoides (Indo-Pacific tarpon)
Lineage: Eukaryota; Metazoa; Chordata; Actinopteri; Elopiformes; Megalopidae
Gene: tnfrsf1b
Product: tumor necrosis factor receptor superfamily, member 1B
Exons: 9
Coding region: 185-1462 (425 amino acids)
Biological process (GO): regulation of T cell proliferation; negative regulation of neuroinflammatory response; positive regulation of oligodendrocyte differentiation
Molecular function (GO): tumor necrosis factor receptor activity; tumor necrosis factor binding
Source: RefSeq, a predicted model, not a curated record
GGUAAAUCAGCAGAGGAGGACGUAGCCUCGGGCGAUGAGUGCGCUCCUCUCGUACUAGAAACCGAAACGAGUCCGAUAUGACUCAAGAACUCUAAGUCCUUCCAGCGAGGGUCGCCCAUCAGAAUUUUUCCGACAGAUCGCUCCCUUGGUGAAUAUUCGGUAGGGAAAAAAACGCAAGCACGACAUGAACUGGGACAUCAAACUUUUCCUUCUUUCGGCAGUGAUGCAGCUGGUACUGAGCAAGGUCUUCUCCCUGCCAUAUAAGCCAGACUCUGGUGGUCAGUGCAAGAGCAACACCACCGAAUACAUUAACAAAGAGGUUAAACUGUGCUGCAGCAGGUGCGCCCCAGGGACCUACCUGGAGACACAGUGCACAGAGACCUCAGACACGCAGUGCAAUCCCUGCGCGAGUGGGUACUUCAAUGACAAGUACAACUACUUUAACAAAUGCUUCAAGUGCCAACGGUGUCGCGAAGACGAUGGCCUUCACAUUGCGCAGGCCUGCACCGCUUCCUCCAACACUCUCUGCGAGUGCAGGAACGGGAUGUUCUGCAGAUCUGGCACCUCUCCUCCCUGCAAGAUGUGUGCCCGUUUCACCAGCUGCCCGCCUGGCCUCGGUGUCACAGCGCCAGGGACGGCUUACACAGAUGUCUCGUGUGCGCCUUGCUCUGAGGGCAGCUUCUCUGAUCAGACGUCCUAUGAUCAGACCUGCCAGCGCCACACUAACUGUUCCUCCGAGGGGCAGAGCUUUCUGCACCAUGGCAACAGCACGUCGGACGCAGUGUGUGGGCCUUUGGUCAAGGCGACGGCCCCUUCUGCUGGUACCCCCAGUGCCCCGCCCCCCAGCUUCCCACCUCCCCUGCCUGCCCCAUCCACCCCACCUGCCCCGCCCACCAGGGCCACGCCUGGCCAAGGCAGCUCUGCUCCGCCUCCUCAGACGCCCCUCUCCUCUGGGAGUUAUGUGAUCUGGGCCGUUGUUGGAGUAGGACUGACGCUGCUGGUGGUGGGCAUUGUCUGCAUCGUCUGCAGGAGGAAAGCUGAAGGCGCAAAUGAGAACAUUGAGGCGAAUGAGGGUGCAAAUGGAACUCUAGCAGUCUAUCAACAGAACGCCUCGAACUGCCGGGAGCAGCAGGGCCUGCUGGGAAAAACGGACCCGAGCAACCCUGCCUUCUCAGCCUCCCCCUGCCACACUGAGACCCAUAACAGCAGCAGCCAGGAGAGGCUGCUGACAGACAACCCACAGGUCAACGUCAACAUCACAGCCACCUUCAACUGCCACCUGAACCAGACGACCCUGCCCCUCGAGCCCACCCCGACCCCGCCCCUCCCCACCCCAACUCCACCCCCGCCACCGGAGUCCGACCUCCCGCUGUCAGAGGAGGAGGAGGCGCAGCGCUCAACGCCCCAGCAGGAGGAGGGGAAGGAGGCACGUGUGGCGGUGCAGGAGAGUGACUCCGUCUGAGUUUCCAGGUCAGCUUUACCCCCACGGUUACUACAGUGGCUGUGUUCAUUCACCUGCACUGGCUGUGCUUAUUCUGAGCAGGCAGACCCAAGACAGCCUGAGAGGGGAGGACUGGUGUGUGAGGUGGAGUAUGGGUAAUGUAGUCCCACCCCAGGGACCCCUUUAUCCUCACAGCCUGCCUCUUCUACUCUCUCGGUGUGGACUACUCAGGGAACGGAUGUCUCUGCACUCGCCUGGGUACUUUUGGCCAGUAUUAAUAUUUUAUUAAUAUUUUAGGAAUAGCACUGUUUCUGUUAAAAUUAUGUUAAGACAUGACAGAGUCAGUUAUGUCAGUAUUUAAGUGGCACACCGCUGAGGGAGGCGGACACUGUAGAAACACAGGCAGGCUGCAAGCCUGUCAAAUCAACAUAUUUGAGUUACCCAGUGACAUUUGUAUUGAUAUACUCUUUGAUAAUAUUUUCUUUAUAUUUAAUCAAAAAACAAAUAUGCAAUAUGCAUGUUUAUCUGUUUUGCUGUGCACUGUACUGUACUGAUCAGAGUUGGAUGAACUCAGGUUGGAGGUUUUGUUUUGGGCUAUGCCUGGCGCUCUGAUAUUGGGCAGACACCAGCACCCUCUAGUGGUGUGAAGUGCAAAUUCACAGGAAGCUGCCAUGUCAGGUCAGGGGUAAACUAAUGACCUCAAUAUCAUAUUGAUUGGUUUUCUCAUCCACCAUUUUGGAUGAUUGCCCCCUGCUGGUGCAGGUGAUGUGUGGCCGCAGCUGAGAGCCCUGCUCAAUGAGGGAAAUGGCUUGAUUUCAGCAUUUACAUGUUGUUUCGGUACCCUCUGGCUCCCUGCUACCUGUGCUGGGGAUGGGGCAAGACACACCUUUCCCCAGGCUGGGGGGGGGGGGG